Messenger RNA from Momordica charantia (bitter melon), 1196 nucleotides. Its product is annotated as glycolipid transfer protein 3. Gene Ontology annotation, molecular function: ceramide 1-phosphate binding; ceramide 1-phosphate transfer activity. Lineage: Eukaryota; Viridiplantae; Streptophyta; Magnoliopsida; Cucurbitales; Cucurbitaceae. Gene Ontology annotation, cellular component: cytoplasm; membrane; cytosol. Gene Ontology annotation, biological process: intermembrane lipid transfer; ceramide transport. The record is from RefSeq and is a predicted model, not a curated record.
GUGAGGAGAAUUGAGGUCAAAUCUGUAGUCCCCAUCAACAUUUCUUAAACUUAGCUUUCUCAUUUAACAAAAGAAAAAUAUAAAGGAGAGAACUUCACUGUGAAGUGGGAAGAUUUAAGCAACAGAGAGGCAGAAGCAGAAGCAGAAAAACUGGGGAGGAGAAGGGAAGGUCCCUCCUUUAUGAGCAGAUUUGAAAUUCAAAGGAAAAAGGGGUUUCGAAAUAUAUGAAGAGGAAGAGAGAAGUGGAUAAGGAAUCUGAAAUGAUGUCUGCAACUUCAGAACUUUGUAAGUUGGCCAAGUUCAAAGCUGUUGAUCAAGCUGCUUCCCACAUCCCCACAAAGCCCUUUCUCUCACUCUGUAAUUGGAUCCUUCAAUUUCUUGAUAAGGUAGGACCAACAAUGACUGUUCUGAGACAAGACAUUCAUCAGAAUAUUCAGAGGUUGGAGAGCAUGUAUGAGUCUGAUCCUUCAGUAUAUUCAAAUGUGGUAGAAAUUCUGAAGAAAGAGACAAAUGAAGGAAAUGCAAGGAAGCUCACUAGCUGUAGUAGAGCCUUUCUGUGGCUGACAAGGACCCUGGAUUUUACAGUGGCCUUAUUACAGAAGUCAAAAGAAGAACCUAGGCUGAGCAUGGAGCAAGCAGUAGAGGAUGCUUACAACCUUACUUUAAAGCCAUGGCAUGGAUGGAUUUCAUCUGCUGCUUUCAAAAUAGCUCUGAAACUCGUGCCGGAUACUGAAACCUUUGCCAAUCUCCUAAUGGCCAAAGAUGAAAAAAACGACACCCUUGUGGAGGAAAUAGACUCCUUCAUUUUGAUGCUCUCGCCUUUUCUUGAAGAUAUUCAUUCAAUUCUGAGACUGUACCGGUUAGAUCGCUUAAAGUCUGCAUAAAGAAAGAUGAAUGGACAAAAGAAGAACAGAUCCUCCAGUUUUGAGUUCCCUUUGUUUCAUUUGCAUUUUCUUCUAUACAGAAAACAUGUAAAUACACUGCCUAAAGAUAGCUAUCACAGGAAAGUUUCCCUCUUUUCCAUCCAAACUUACUGCAGCUACUGUGUAUGCAUACAUUUCUGAUGUAAAAGGUUAGGCUUGUAAUGUAACUAGUAGAAUUUCUAAGCCUUGUGUCGAGUCUGCAAUCUUUUACUGCAUAUAAUAUGGUGUGCUAUGUUUAGUCAAUAUCAACAAAGCAAAUAUCUUUUAUCUGAA